Messenger RNA from Schistocerca serialis cubense, 7544 nucleotides. RefSeq names its product lysophospholipid acyltransferase 7 (gene frj). Gene Ontology annotation, cellular component: mitochondria-associated endoplasmic reticulum membrane contact site; membrane. Gene Ontology annotation, molecular function: lysophospholipid acyltransferase activity. Gene Ontology annotation, biological process: phosphatidylinositol biosynthetic process; lipid modification. The record is from RefSeq and is a predicted model, not a curated record. NCBI's taxonomy places the organism in Eukaryota, Metazoa, Arthropoda, Insecta, Orthoptera, Acrididae. The transcript has 8 exons. The coding region runs from base 72 to 1448 and encodes 458 amino acids.
UCCAUGUGAAGAUAGUGCAGUGUUUACGUUGUUUGGUAUUUUGUGUUUUUGAUAUUGUGUGAAACGCAACAAUGGAAUGGGAUGAUGUUUUAUACGUUUCGUUUCUUUUAUUCAGUAUUUUAUUUGGUCAUGUAAUUCGGACUAUUAGGAGCAGAGAAAGAAAGAAAUACAUCGCCACACUUGUUGGACUACUUGUCGUUUACGCCGUAUCCGGCGUACAUAUUUUGCACCCUCUGCUUUCUACGUUGGUCAGUACGAUGAUUAUCACUCGUGGAAAUAAUAGAUCAAGCCAUUUAAUCAAUCUCGCAUUUUUAUUUGGCUACCUGUUGUUUUUUCGAAAUACCAUUUAUUUUGGAAUACCAUACCCACCACCACAUGCAAACCUUGUACAGAUGAUUCUUACACUCAAGCUUUCUGGCUUGGCUUUUGAAAAGAAUGAUUCCGAAAGUAAGAAUGUGUCAGAAAAGUCCAGCGAUAAGCUAGAACUCCAACAGCAAGAAGAAAUUAAUUAUGAUGGAUUGGAAAUAUUUCAUUAUGCUUUUUGUUAUGUUGGUGUUCUCACAGGUCCUUAUUACAGAUAUCGUACAUAUUGGGACUGGCUACAGUGCCCUUUUGCUGAGUUUGCACCUUGCAUUCAGGCAACAAUCCAAAAGCUUAAAUAUGUGCCAUUGUAUGCAGGCUUAUUUCUUCUUGCCUCAUACCUGUAUCCAAUUCAGUACAUGGAGUCAGAAGAAUUUUACAAAGAGAGAUCUAUUCUCUACCGUAUAUGGUACCUGACUCCUACGUUCUUCAUAUUUCGCAUGAGACUGUACACUGGCAUGGUACUGUCUGAAUGUGUCUGUACUAUGGCUGGAUUUGGGGCCUAUCCUGCUUCAGCUGAAUCUCGAAGAGGUCAUGGACCAACAAAAACAUACACAUAUGUGUGUGUUAACUCUGGAAAUGGAAAGAGAGAAUCCUAUGAUUUUGAAACAAUCCAUAAUGUUGAUCCUUUCUUAAGUGACUUUGUUCCAACUACUCGUGCUGCAAUGAAGCACUGGAAUUCUUGUGUACAGUAUUGGUUGGCUGUCUAUGUCUACAAAAGACUACCAUUUAAAAAGCUGCGGACUCUGAUAACUAUGGCUGUGUCAGCCUACUGGCAUGGCGUCCAUGCAGGCUACUAUUUGUGCAUGUGCACAGUUCCAUUCUACUUGCCUGUUGAAGACCUGUAUGUUCGACUUUUCCGGAAAGAUGCUAAAGGAAAUGAGGCAAAAGUGUGGGACAUUAUCCUGUGGUUCUUCAAGAUGCAAGAAUUUGGAUACAUGACAACUGCAUUCCUACUGCUUCGUUUGGACAAGACCUUACACUAUUGGAAAUCCAUAUAUUUCAUUGGGCAUCUCAUUGCUGCAGUGCUGUACCUUGUCGGCAUAUCUAUCGAAUACUGUGUUCAUAAGAAAAAGAAAGUACACUGAUUACACAUCAUGUUUUCAUGAUGCCUCUAUUUUCUCUCUUAUACAUAUUUUGUAGCUUGAGAGACCUCUGUUAGUAAUAUGUAAUGUGUCUCAAUUUGUGAUGUUUUGGGAAUGGUAUUGUGUAUAAUUCUAUUAUGGUUACAACCCAAUCCUGUGAAGCAAACAGCUAAAUUUUAUAACGAUCAUAAGAGGGUUGUGACAGUGGAUAAUAUACUUUUGAGGCUCAGGGAGUGAGGUAUAAUCAUGCAUAACAAGGCAAAGAAGAGGAAUAUGCUACUGGUGAAGUACUACAUUUCCUAAAAUAAAUUUAAUUUCUAAGCAUUAUAUUUAUGUUAAUCAGAAAAAUAGUGAUAAAUGGUAUGACAAAUCAGAGUUAAAAUGUUAAUCAUUAAGUGAUUGAUUGGGAGAAAGUGCCAGCAGUAUGAGAGCUUACGUUUUCCUCUAAUACUAAAAUAUUUAUUUAAAGUAAUUGGACUGAUAAAAAAAUCUGCUUGCCACUGGCUCCUUCUGGCAGAAGGGUCGAGCGGAAGAAGAUGGGAUGAAAGGAAAGGACAGGUGCGGUUUAGAAAAUUGACACAGUUUUGAGAAGUUACCCUGAACCCUGAUUCAGGGGGACUUAUCAGGUCAGAUGAGACGAAAAGAUUGAUUAUUGGCGACUGCAGCAGAAGAGAUUUGAAAACCUGAAAGCUUAAAGGUGGAAGAUAGACAGAGAUUAUUGCCAAAGAUUUAAGAAAAGCCGACUGCAUUGUAUGUGAUAGAGGUGGAGGAUGGGGGAAAAUAAACAGAUCAGAAAAUAAAAGAAAUAGCAAAAAAAUACAAGGGAUGAAGAAAGGAAUAGUUACUGAGAGGACCAAAGAAAUUAAUGUAAAUUAAGGCUGGGUGGGUGACAAGAACCAAGAACAUGUUGUAAUGUGAGUUCCCACCUGUGGAGUUCUGAGAAAUUGAUGUCGGGGGAAGAAGCGAGUUGGCACAUGUGGUGAAACAGGCUCUGAGGUCAUGACUGUCAUGUUGUAGAGCAUACCCUGAAACAGGAUAUUGUGUGUUGGCAGUAUACACCCUCUGUGUAUGUCCAGUCAUCCAAACUGAUAACUUGGUUGUAGUCAUACCAAUGUAAAAUGCUGAACAGUGUUUAUGUAAUAGCUGGUACACAAUGUGUUGCUUCACAGGUGGCUCUUACUUUGAUAGUAUAUAUUUUGCCAGCUAUAGGACUGGUAUUGGUGGUGGCAGGAGGGAGCAUAGGGCAAGUCUCACAGUGGGGAUGGUCUCAGGAAUAGGAGCCAUAGGAUAGGGAAAUGGGUGCAGAAAGAGCAUAUGGUGUGACAAGGAUAUUGCAUAGACUUUUUUUUUAAAGAGGGGGGGGGGGGGGACACCAAAAAGCUAUUCUAGGUGUUGAGAGCGAAAUGUUGGAUGGAAUGGAUCUCAUUUCAGGGCAUAGCAUUCUCAGAAUAGUUGAUUGAGAUACUGAGGGACAAGAAGAGAUGUACUCCUGAGUUGUUUCUGCAGAGAUGAGCGUACCAUGAUUGUACGUAAUGGCCUGGGAAAUCUGCUUUUAAACUAGCCUGUUGGGGCAAUUACAUCCUGGUGCGGGGGAUGGCAAUUGCAGAAUGCAAGUGCUGUUGUUUGUUAGUAGUUUUCAUGCGAGCAGAAGUGUGUAGCUGACCCUUGGUGAGGAUAAGGUCAACAUCAAACGGCAUAGGAUUUGGAAUAGGACCAUAUGAAAUGUAACUGGAAGAAUGUAUUUAGAGAUUUAAAAAUUUCAACAGGUCAGCCUCAUCGUGAGUCCGUAUGGCAAAGAUGUCCUUAGUUUAUACAAACCAAACCAGGGGAUGAAGGAUUAUGGAUCCCAGGAAAGCCCCCACCAGCUGACCCAUGAAAAAGCUGGCAUAGGAAGGAGCCAUCCAGGUUCCCAUGGCUGUAUCCCUGAUCUGUUUGUAUGUUUGCCCCUCGAAGAUGAAAUAGUAGUUGAUAAGUACAAAAUUGAUUAAGCUGAGCAGGAAGGAUUUCAUAGGUUUGGAAUCAGUCGGGCACAGACUGAGGAAGUGUUCAGCAGUAGACAGAACAUGUAUAGGGGGGAUGCUGGUAUAGAGUGAGGCGGCAUCAGUGGUGGUGGCAAGGUGUGUGAUGGGAUUGGGACAGACAGAUUUUAGAUGAUCUAGGAAAUGGUUGAUGUUUUUAAUAUAGGAGGAAAGUCUUUGCAGGUGUUGUUCAACUAAGACAGACAAGGGCACCCAUACCCGGCAGGUAAGGGGGCGGGCUGCUGCCCCCUCCACCACUAGUUCUCAGAGAAAGGAAAAUACAUAGUGUAGUCAGAUGUUUUCCUUUCAAGAAAAUAAUUUAAAAGUAGAUAUUGUGUGAGUUUUUAGCAGGUUUGGAACUGGAACUUCUUUUAUGGGUACUUAUAGGUUGCCAUUCGUCUUGCAAAAUAGUAAAAAUACUCCAGGUCUGGCCCCUUCCAUAAACUAUCAUAUGGGCACCCUGGAAGGCAGAUAUACAUUUGACGGGUGCCUUGAAGCCAGCAACUGUGAUAUAGUCAGGGUGAUUGGGUUUGUGGGUCUUAAGAGAAUGGCAAAAAGUGGGGGUGGGGGAUUCUUUGGGUGGGGUAAGAAGGUCUAUGGAUUGAGGUGCUGGUCUUUGUGUGGGGCAUGAGGUUUUAAGGAGGGAUUGUAGGUCUGUUUGUAUCACAGGGGUGGAAUCUUAAUGGCAGAAGCUGUAUGUAGAGGUAUCAGACAGCUCAUGUACAUCCUUGCUUACAUACUCCCAUCAGUCACUGGGAGGAUAAUGAUGGAGUUGUCGUUUCCAGGGAACAAAGAGCCUGGAAUCCUGCAGAGCACAGGUUAGGAUCAUGUUAUAGGGGCACAAGGAAGGAUUGUGGAACAUGCUGGAUGUUAAGAAUUCUUCUUGGCCAGACCCAUGCUCCUUCUGCACCCAUUUCCCUGCCCUAUGGCUCCUACCCAUAUGAUUGUUUCCACUGUAAGACUUGCCUUAUGCACCCUCCUACCAUCACCUAUAGCAGCCUGAGACAUGUCAUGUACUAGCUGUUACAUAAACACUGUUUGACCAUUUACAUGGGUAUAACUACCAGCAAGUUAUUCAGUUACGAUGAAUGGACUUAAAGUGUAUUGGCAACACGCAAUAUCCUAUUGCAGAGCAUGCUCUAGAACGUGACAGUCAUGACCUCGGUGCCUGUUUCAACACAUGUGCCAUCUGGAUUUUGCCCCCAGUCACCAGCUCCUCAGAACUCCACAGGUGGGAACUGAUGUUCCACCGUGUCCUUGGGUCUUGCCACCUACCUGUCCUUAAUUUAUGUCAAUUUCUUCAGUCUCAGCAUUUCUUCUCCGUAACUAUUUCUUUCUUCAUCCCUUUUAGUUUUCUAUAUCCUUUAUUUUCUGGCCUGACUGUAUUUCCCCAUCCUCCACCUCCACCACAAACAUAGCACUUAGUAUUCUGCUCUUAUUAACUCUUUGCCGGUAAUCUGUGUCUUGCUUAUAACCCUAUCUUCAGCUUUAGGCUCUCUUUUCCAAAUCUCAUCUGGUGCAGUCCUCAGUAAUCAAUCUUUCCUUCUCAUCCUGCCCAGUAAGUCUCCUUUGACCUGGAGUUUGGGAUGAUUUUUCUGAAGUUUCUCUGAUUUCUAAACCUCAACAGUUUUUUCCCUUCAUCCCUUUCCCUUCCCCUUCAACCUUCUGCAAGAAGUAGUAGCCACUUGCUCUGAAAGUUUGCACAUUUACUUAACCUUUAUAUUUGUUUUCUCCUGUUGCCAGUUGGUGAAUAGAUUUCUUUCACUCUCCAUUUACAUUUUAUUUUCAAAAAUUGAUUAGUUUCAUUUAAAUAAUUAUGUAGAUGUUUCUGACUUAUGGUACUAAUAAGUGUUGUUUUGAUAAUCUGUGAACCUGUUUUUAAUGUCUAGCACUAAACAUUUCUCAGUGGUUUAUGCAAGUUCUUAACUUUCUUUCUGAUGAAGCGUAUUGUUGCACAGCUUUUAUAUAGGAUCAAAAGCCAAUGACAUACUCGAUAAAUAUUUCAUUGGAAACAUGUUGACCACUGAUGACAAAGACUGUCUUAAAAAAGGUUAUGUUGGUUGAAUAGAUAUAUUUAAAGUCUGUUGUGACAGUAGAUAAAGUAUUUAUAUUUUUGUCUCGAAGUUGUUAGAGUCUAGUUCUGAUACAUUGAAGGUUCAAAGAGAAAGGAGAGAGAAGAAAGAUGUCUAAUGAAUGUAUUGCACAAAACAAUGUUGUGUGCUUGCCACAUUAUUUUGAUGAGGUGUACUGCAAACUGAACAUUUGUCUGGUUGUUUCUAACCCAUACAUUUUCUGUGAAUCAAUUUCAUUUUGCUUUCAAUUUCUGCAAAGCCUUAGCACAGCCCAAUUGCAUGUGUUGAAUAAAACUUCAGAUCCAGUCUCUGCCCUCAGUAAGCAUAACUUAAUUAUCAUGGAUCCAUUUGGUUCAUAUCUUGGUUACGUUCACAUUUUUUGUUUAUUCACAGGUUCAUUUGAUUUCAAUAAUCAGCCCACUGCUGAAUGGAACAGUUUAUUCAUGAUUCUUUUUUUAAUAUUUGCUCUCACAUUCCUAGGCUAAGCAUUUAAUGGACAGUAUCACUGUCCUUGUUUACCAUAUAUCUGUGAUAUUGUAUUUUUUAGAGGAAAGUGGGUAAAAUAACUGUUUGGUUAUUUGCCGAGUACUGUAAUAUUUCUCACUGUAUUUUUUCAGACAUGAAGUAAAUAUAUGGGUGACAAUAAUCUUUUUUUUUUUACAUCUGUAAUGAAAAUAUCAUCUGAAGAUUUUAUAAGUAAUUUUGUAGACUGUCGUAUAUUUUUUAUACCUCGUCAUUACCAUUUUCACAGAUCAUUCAUAAUGGAUGUCUUACAUGGACUAAACAAAUCAAUAGAAAAUCAGAACAUAUUUUUCUUAAACUUCUUCAGAUCUCGCUGUCAGUCCUAUUUUAUGCUGAUGUACACUUAGAAUAGAGUUCCCGAGAAUUUCAUGUAAAUUUUUCUGCUUUUCCUUCCUUUAUAUUUUUAAAGGAACCUGGACAUUCACAAUUUAUCGUUAUCAUAAUCUUAUGUUUUGUAAUAUUUGUACACUUCUUGUUGAUGGUUCUUUCAUAAUUCUUCAUUUGCCAGAGUUCUGCAAGAUGUGGAUAUGAAAUAUUGUUUUUAAAUUGUGCGGGAAUAACGCAACAUCAAGAUUGCCUGUAUUUGAUCCCAAGAGUGUAUACCUAAUUCUUCAUAUAAUGUACACCUACCUCAUUCAUAGUAUUAAUGCAGUCAAAAUAUUUGUGAAAUGAUUUGCCUAAAAGUAAGAAGUAAAACAGUUUAGAGAAACAUGUAACAUGCCUUUGAAUGACACUUCAAAUGAAGUACAACAAAUGAGGCAUGUCAAAUAUUUUGCUGAUCUGUUUUACUUCUUAUUUUUAGACAUUCAUUUCACAAAACAUUUGGUCAUUUAUAUUUUUUCCAAUUUGUUUACCAUGUUUUGUUCUGAAAGCAUGGAAUAUAAUAUUUUUAAAAAAUCUGUUGGUUUUCUAUUAUUAUUAUUAUUACUAUUAUUAUUAAGAGUGUACAGAUAAGUUUAGUUUAUGUUCUACUUUGAUAUUUGUUGUAUUUUUUCAACAUGAAACAAAUAAUUCCAUGGUUUCUACACAGUGUAACUUGUUAUAUGCAAAAUAGCUAGGCCUUGAAGAGAUGCUGUUGUUGGCCCAUUUGUCCAUUUCCGACUCUUCAUUGGGCUAUGAAACUUCGAAAAAAAAAUCCAAUGUGUAAUUUCUAGGGAAUUUUGUUUUCAUUCCACUCAAAAAUUUGACUAAAAAGUUUAAUGCAGUUCUAUCUCAUUUCUAUACUAAUAGAGUCAUUAUAAUAUAUUCUACUACAUUGAGUAAAGAGUUAGCAGUCAAAAUUUUGAACAUACGCAGAGCAUAUAAAAUCAAGGAGCACAUCUUCUGGAAGUAAUUGUUAAAAAACAUGUAAGUAAACAAGUAAUAGCAUUUAUGUAAUUUCAAAAUAUAAGAAUGAACUAAACAGAACACUAUAUUCAAGUUUGUUAUUAUUACUGUAAGAAACAUGCCUGAAGAGCAAUAUAUUUGUACAAAUUGUUAUAUUUUUA